Messenger RNA from Erythranthe guttata (spotted monkey flower), 989 nucleotides. The record is from RefSeq and is a predicted model, not a curated record. NCBI's taxonomy places the organism in Eukaryota, Viridiplantae, Streptophyta, Magnoliopsida, Lamiales, Phrymaceae.
GUCUGAAUACCCCAAAAAUAUAUUUUCUCCUGUUAAAUUUUGUGUCGAGAGACAAGGUGGGUGGCUUCAUUUUACAGUUGCAAAAUUAUGCUGCAGAAGAUUUUAGUUUGUUCUCUUCCUUCGUGCAGGGAUUUUUUGUCAUUCUUUCGUGGAUGCCGAUCUACUUCAAAACGAUAUAUCAUGUUGACCUCAGACAAGCUGCAUGGUUUAGUGCUGUUCCAUGGAGUAUGAUGGCUCUCGUAGGCUACUUUGCUGGAGUUUUAUCAGAUAUGAUGAUUCAAAGUGGCACAAGUGUCACUCUGACUCGCAAAAUUAUGCAGUCAAUAGGAUUUGUUGGUCCUGGUUUGGCUCUUAUUGGUUUAACGAUGGCAAAAACUCCGUUAAUAGCAUCUGCUUGGCUUACUUUAGCUGUUGGGCUGAAAGCAUUUAGUCAUUGUGGCUUUCUUGUGAAUCUUCAGGAGAUUGCCCCACAAUACUCUGGUGUGUUACACGGUAUGUCUAAUACUGCUGGCACACUAGCUGCUAUAGUGGGAACAGUUGGUGCUGGUUUCUUCGUCGAAUUAGUGGGCUCCUUCAAGGGCUUUUUGCUGCUCACUUCAUUCCUGUAUUUCUCCGCAGCUUUAUUCUGGAAUGUCUACUGCACUGGAGAGAGGGUCGAUUUCAAUGAAACUGCUUAACGGCCUUCAGAUUUUGACCGUUUCUUGUCGCCAAUUUGGACAACAGUGUUAGAUUUAGAACUUAAAAGGGCUUUACAAAUCAUGAAUAUAUGUUAAAAAAAAUGUAGAUUGUCUUUCAUAUUUUGUAUAUAAUUGACUGUGCCAGCGCACCCGACAGACAAGACAGGAGUGUAAAUAAGAAUCUCCUUUUUUUGGCUAGUUUUUGUCAGUGAUCUUAAGAAUAUGAAACUAGUGUCGGUUCAUACCGAUUUUUAUACAGUCUGUCGUGGCAAAAUUUCUCGACUGAUGCCAAAAUUAUUAUUUCUCGUUGGA